This is a messenger RNA of Planococcus citri (citrus mealybug), 1751 nucleotides long. RefSeq lists its product as uncharacterized. Lineage: Eukaryota; Metazoa; Arthropoda; Insecta; Hemiptera; Pseudococcidae. The record is from RefSeq and is a predicted model, not a curated record. The coding region runs from base 169 to 1350 and encodes 393 amino acids. The transcript is spliced from 4 exons.
CGGCACGUAAUAGUUGUUUUGAUAAUCACAUAUCUCAUUUAGACUAUAUUUUCUGAGAGUCGAGGGCCAGUCUUGGAAUCAUUCUUUCAUUAGCUGUGGUACGACGACGUUCAUUCAGAUUACUUACUUCAAUUCUUUCUAAUCAGCGCGUAAUUUAUUUUUAAAAACAUGGAUUCAAUCGACAACGGUUUCAUUCAGAGCAUCUUUCAAGCCGAAAAGGAUAAAAAGAACAUCAAAUUGGUGGACUACACGGUGAGCCGAAAAGCUGUCGGAGACGAUAACAACGUGAGCAGCGAAGUUUCGAGGUUGUACGUGAAUUACGAAAAAGAUGGGAAACUUAUUAAAAAAACGUAUUUUAUGAAAAUACCUUCCCUGUCGCCAUUAUAUUCUAUUCUCAAACGGAUCGGUAUUUACGAAAAAGAAUGCCACAUGUACACGACGAUCUUGCCAGAAAUGAGACGAUUAGUUCAAAACGAAGACAUCCUAUCUCCUAAAUGCUACGUGAGCUCGGACUCGACCAUUUUGAUCUUGGAAGACCUUCGCGAAUCUGGCUACAAGAUGAUCAAUCGUCGAGCUCAAAUGGAUUUCGAACACGCUUCCGCUGCCAUUCGUACUCUAGCCGAAUUUCACGCGUUGUCUCUAAAACUAAACGAAACCCAUCCCGAAGACUUGAACAACGUUAAACGAGAAUGCUUCUAUUCGCCCGGAAACAAUCAGCUCAUCGAGUCGAGUUACGAACGACUCUUACGAGUUGUACAACGUACCCCUCAAAUUCAACACCUGCAUUCGAAACUGUCUCAGCUCAAAGAUCACCUAUUCGAUGCCAUCGUCGAGAAAACUCAUCCUAGAUCGAACGCUUUGAACGUACUGAAUCACGGCGACUACUGGUCAAAUAACAUGCUGUUCAAAAAAGAAAACGGAGCUAUUAAAAUCAAACUGGUGGAUUUUCAACUCUGCCGAUGGUGCAGUCCGGUCGUCGAUAUUAUGUUCAUGUUCAUGUCCAGCGUACGAUUCGAAGUAUUCGAAGCCAAACGUAACGAGUUACUGGAAAUUUAUCACGAUACGUUCACUCAAUGGCUGAGAUCGUUGAAAUGUCAAGAAACCUAUUCGUUGAACGAAUUGAAAUCAGAUUUUGAAAACGCUUAUUUAGUAGGAUUGAACGUUAUCGCCGGCGUUCUGCCGCUGGUUAUGAGAAAACCGACUGAUUUGAAUUUGAACAAUGCCCUAGACGACGAAGAUAACGUUAACGACGAUGAAUUGACCAGAAUGUACGGCGAGGAGAAAUACGUCGCGGCUGUUACCAAAUGGAUGCUGUUUUACGAGAAAAAUGGUUUAAUACCAGUUGUUUGAAAAUUCAUCGAUGAUGCAGAUUCAAUGAUGUGUUAUGUAUUGAAAUUUCCAUCGGCGAUGCGAUUUUUUCAAAAUGUACAUUUUUUAUAUUUUGCUUAGGAUGAUUUUGAAGAAUUUUGACUUCUAGAAGCAUCCAGAUCCAGUCGUAAAGUACAUUAUCAGAAUAAGUUGAUGUUAUUGUAACGAGGAAAUACCUAAUAACACUCGUAUAUUGGUAGGUAUUUAUUUCAGUCGAUUGAAAAUCGAUUGUUGCCGGUUACCGCACACACAGUAUUAGUGAGUGGGAGUUGUGCAUUUACUCUAAUUUAUUUAACUAUUUUCUUUACAUUUUUUCAUCCUAUUUGUUACAUAUUUUGUUAGGUGAAUAAAUCAUUUGCAAUAAAUACUAUUUAAUUAAUAAA